AUGAGGUCUGUUGGAGACCCUGAAGGGUGUCUAGCGGUUGGGGCUGUCUCCGCCGUGGUGUCUCUUUUGGCUCUUCUUGUGGAGACACCUCGUAUUGGUUAUCAAUAUUUUAAAUGGAGAAAGAAAUUCAAAAGAAAAGCUUCUCGUUUAUUAGAAGGGGCUGUAGCGCAUGCAGCAGAAGCAUCAGGGAGCAGCAAUUAUUUAGAUUUAUUAUUAAUAAUUCCCCCUAAGGGAGGAGGAGAAGGAGACAAUAAGAGUAUAGGUCCCCCUAUAUUAACAGCAGGACAGCAGCAAGGAUAUGCAGAUUUGCUGCAGUUGCUGCUGCUGCGUGCAAGAGCAGCAGCAGCAGCAGAACUCCCUUUCUCCCCUCAAGAGCUACAAACCCUAGGUGUCUCCUUCCCUCUACCUAAUGAGGAAAGGGACUGUCUCCUUAAUAUACAGCAGCGCAGCAGCACAACAGGUCUGCAGAUAAAAGGAGACAGCGAGUUGCUGCUGCCCCCGCAUAUGAGUAAGACAGGCCUGUAUGGUUCCUUAGCAGCAGCAGACGAGGCAGCACUUGUUGCGCUGCUGCAGCAGCAGCAACCGCAGCAACAGCAGCAGCAGCAGGAGCAGCAGGAGCAGGAGCAGCAGGAGGCAUCUCUUGCCUUCUUCUCUGUCUCCCUUAUGAUGGCAUUAAAGGCAAGGAGACAGCUAUGGCAGCAACUAGCAGAGAUAGGCAGCAGCAAAGGAGACAGUUGCUGCUGCAGCAAGGAGACACCUGCUGUUGAUGUAGUAGGUCUUGAUGUAUGGCGGCAGCUGUAUCGUAAGCUGCAGCAGGCAGGCGUGCUGCUGCAGCAGGAGACAGCAGCAGCAGAAGAAGAAGCAGCAGCAGCUGCUGCUGCUGCUGAAGGGGAAGAAGGAAAGGAGGCCGAUGAGGAACUGCAGCAGCGGCUGCAGCUGCUGCAGCGUGUAGGGGCUGUGCAUGAGCAGCAGCAGCAGGAGCUGCUGCAGCUAAUAAGCAGCAAGGUACAGGAGGAAGCAGAUGGUAUAGGGCAGGUAGCAGCAAAUAUAAGAAUAGAGGGGACAGGAGAUCAGACACCAGAAGCAGCAGCAGCAGCAGCAGCAGCAGAACUUACUUCCUUACGCAGCAGACUAGAUAUGCUGCAGCAAACAGCAGCAGAGAUCGGGCUGCCGCAGCAAAUGCUGCAGCAAGCAGCAGACAGUCUCCUUAGAGCAGCGCAGCAGAGUCAUAGCGAGGAGGAUGUCCCCUUCGUAGCAUUAGACGGAGAGGAGACAACAGCAGCAGCAACAGGAACAGCAGCAGAAGGAGCAGCAGCAGCAGCAGAAGGAGCAGCAGCAGCAGCAGCUGCUGCUGCUGUCCAGGAAGAAAAUGACGAAUCAAUAGAGAUGAUUGAUUUCCCAUUUGAGUAA
Messenger RNA from Eimeria maxima, 1410 nucleotides. RefSeq lists its product as hypothetical. Lineage: Eukaryota; Apicomplexa; Conoidasida; Eucoccidiorida; Eimeriidae. The record is from RefSeq and is a predicted model, not a curated record. Bases 1 to 1410 code for a protein of 469 amino acids. The transcript has 3 exons.